AUGUCGCAUCAAGUCUCCGUUCCAUCUUUCACCUCAUCAACCGUCCAGAAAAGGGAUGAUGGAUAUUGGAUCGAAGCAUUUAAAUUCAGCAAAGACGAUAAGGUCCCAGGUCUCAUCGUUUCUGGCCUUAAUUCUGGAAAAAUUCAAUUCCUCGAGAAUCCAGUCAACGCUGCAACAACGUCUGACGAUGGCGACUCUCCAUGGAAGGUAUAUGAUAUUGGUGAAUUCGAUACCCCAGUGGCAAGUAUUGCGGUUGAUAUUACCGGCAAUGGCUUGUUGGAUGUGGUCGUCUGUCACGACUUUGGCCCGACUAUGCUCGAUUGCAACAUGGAUGGCGGGUGGAUCAGCUGGCUGGAAAACCCCGGUCGCAAGGCAUUGUCGGAUGGGUAUUGGGUCCAUAGGAUCAUUGGUAGGUGGCCGGCAAUGCACCGCAUUAAAGCGGGUUAUUUCACUCAAAGUUCUAUUCUCGAGAUUAUCGGCGCUCCCGUACUCCAUGGAAAACACGACAAGGUGACACCCGUACCUAUUCUCUGCUUCCGAGCUCCCGAGAAACCAAAAGAAGCGACGGAGUGGCAGAGUCAUAUUGCAGAUAACGAGCAUUUCACCGUUGUCCACGAAAUCACGCCAAAGAAGCUUAAUGGACCCGAUGGAUUGGAUUCCCUCCUCGUUGCUUCGCGGGAGGGAGUGAACUGGCUUUAUUUCGAAGACGGUAAGUGGACGCACAAGUCAAUCGGUCUAGGAGAGGAGCGCACUCCAGAACAAUCGGCAACAUCGGAGACACCAGGCACUGGCGACAACUGGGGGAGCGGUAACGUCGACAUCGGUAGAGUGGAUGACGAUUCGUUCGCUUACAUCGCAACCAUUGAUCCGUUUCAUGGACCGACAGUGUCCGUGUAUACAAAGGUCAACGAGGGUUCUGAAAAGUUCACCUGGAAACGCCAUGUUCUAGAUGUGUACGGCACUCCAAACCAGCGAAUGAAGUACGGAGAUGGCCCGGGCCAUUUCGUCGUCUGCGGGGAUUUCGACGGCGACGGCGAUGACGAAUUUUUGGUCUCGCAUAUGGGUCCACUCGACCGUGAUGAAAAUGAGGAUGCGAUUCCGCCAGCGCCGGGUUACAACCCGAACAAGGGAAUUAUGUACUACAAGGCCAUCGACCUCUCUAACGGCGUCUUUGCGAAAUGGAAAAUUGACAUAAAUUCUUCAGCACGCGUGGCACUCGGUGAUUUCAAUGGCAAGAAAAAACUCGACAUUGCUUCAAUCGGGUACAACGUCAAGCAGUAUUAUGAAGAACCCGACCCCGUCGUAACUCUCAUUUCGAAUGAGAUCGCUCAAUCGGAUAACACCAUUCAGUCGGUCGCUAAAAUUGACGAGCCAACCAUCGUUACCUCGUACUGGGACGGUGAAGGAAUCGUGUACUUCGCUGACCCAUCUCAAGUCAAGACACCCACAUCGGUGGCGCUUAUCCAAGUUGCCCUCAUAGCGAUUACAGCUGAAAUUCAUCCUCCGGGCGGAAAAAUCGACAUUCAGAAGGGCGAGGGCGUCAAAGUCCUGUAUGGCUCCAUUUCCGACGACGCUGGCGAGAGGCAUUCUCUCGGUAACGAGCCAUUCCCUCAUGUAGCCUCAACUACUAGUACCCAAGAUUAUCUUACCGCGGACAAGGUUAAGGGCGCUAUUGUGAUCCGAAUUACACCACUCCCCACCCCACAAGGCGAUCCCGAGGAAUGGGACGAUGCAGCAAAGGUGCCGGUCAACACGACUUUCGACUUGAGUAAGGCAGGCUUAGUCAUGCCGCCGUUCAAGUUCACAAAAGUGGAAGAUCUUUGGUGGGGAGGCGCCUUUAAAGGCCGCGAAUUUUAUAACCUUACCGGCUUCAAUUUCCGCUUCCUUGACAGCAAGACGCACAUUGCUCAUAUGCAGUUUUGGACCGCAGGGACGAAUGUGAGUGCUGGAGCGCACAAUCAUAGUAACGAUUAUUUCGAAGAGAUUCACAUGGGCCUGUCGCUCGGCACGAAGACAGGUGGUAUGUGGCAAAUCAAACCGGAAAAUGAGGACUUGACGCAGGACGAAGCUGAGGCUCUCCCUGCCGAAGGGUAUAUAUGCAAGGUCAUACACCCGCUAGAGGAGCAUGGGGGUAUGUGGAAACGUGACGCGGAUGGAAACGCUCUUCGUGGGAAAAAUAAUGUUGUCGUGUAUCCGUGGCACAAGUGGCAGGGCGGAGAAGGUCCGAACAUUGAUGUCUGGCUUGCGCUGGAAUUCAAUCCCGAUCUACCCCUAUAAUGGAGUGUAGACUUUGACUUCGCUUUUCAAUCUUUAGGGCCAUUUUAAGGAUGGCUUGUCUUAAGGUCUGCGAUUUACUUGGCGAAAGGUUCAAAUGUUGGCUCUGAUGGAAGAUACAAUACUGAUGGAUUUGGUAAUGCGGUAAUUUCAGGCUUUUCCCGAGAACUCUUUUUCAUAUAGCUAAACCCGACUUUUUCCUCUUAACUUUUCAUGCGCCUAUCAUAAUAUCAUAUCGCUGGACAAAUAUGGCCUUUUACAAGGGAAGUCGUUCAUGCUUAAACCUUUUCUUUCCAUCUCCUUCGCCGUAAACGGCCGUUACAUGACCUUGACCUCGGAUUUUGUACUUGUAGAUCAUUAGACCUUCCAAGCCCACAGGACCCCGAGAGUGGAUUUUAUUAGUGCUGAUGCCGACUUCUGUACCGAAACCGUACCUCAUACCAUCGGCGAAUCGGGUAGAAGCAUUCCAAUAUACGCCUGCUGCAUCUACACUGGACAUAAAUUGCUCGGCAAGUUCGGACGAACUCGUCAAAAUGGCAUCUGUGUGUUUAGAGCCGUGAGUAUUGAUGUGAGCAAUUGCUUCAUACAUAUCGGAAACGGCUUUUAUUGCGAGUGUAAGGCUUAGGAAUUCGGUGUCGAAGUCUGCGUCUUGUGCGUCUUCGAGUUUGGCAG
Messenger RNA from Hypoxylon trugodes, 2946 nucleotides. RefSeq lists its product as uncharacterized. The coding region runs from base 1 to 2277 and encodes 758 amino acids. NCBI's taxonomy places the organism in Eukaryota, Fungi, Ascomycota, Sordariomycetes, Xylariales, Hypoxylaceae. The record is from RefSeq and is a predicted model, not a curated record. The transcript has 10 exons.